AUGGCUCAUGGAAAUCUCGACGCAGAUAACCUCUAUCCUCGAGGUUACCCUGAGCUUGCAGCAUUUAUGAAGACAGACGCGGAAAUCAGCAUGUUUCGACGAUUUGAUUAUCUCCACCUGCGAGAACUCCUUUAUUUGCAGGAAGAGCUUACAUCAUUAGAAGAGCAGUUGCAAAAGUUUGACGCUUCAGAACCUACGGAAAUCAACAAUAUGAGCCGGCGGCGGGACAAUAAUGAAGAGCGAAAGAAACUCAUGUCCCAGAUUCGAGUGCUACUUGUCGAAUAUGGUGAUGCCACCCAAUCACUAACACUAAAAUUCUAG
This is a messenger RNA of Penicillium chermesinum, 321 nucleotides long. RefSeq lists its product as uncharacterized. The transcript has 2 exons. NCBI's taxonomy places the organism in Eukaryota, Fungi, Ascomycota, Eurotiomycetes, Eurotiales, Aspergillaceae. The record is from RefSeq and is a predicted model, not a curated record. Bases 1 to 321 code for a protein of 106 amino acids.